UUUCCAAUCUCCAAAGAGAAGUAGAUGAUAAAACUGGAGAGCUGAGGACAUCACAUCUUCAUGCUGCAUGGGACUUCUCAGCUACCUGCCAUAGCCAGCAUGUUUUGGGUCCUGCUUUCUGUACUCUGGCUCAUUGUCCAAACUCAAGCCAUAAAGGAAACACCUGAAUUAAAGCUCCAUGAAGUAGUUUGUCCUAAAAAACUACACAUUUUACGUAAAAGAGAGAUCGAGAACAACCAGACAGAGAAAUAUGGCAAAGAGGAAAAAUAUGAAUCUGAAGUUCAGUAUCAGAUUACAUUAAAUGGAGAAGAAGUCAUUCUUCAUCUACAAAAAACCAACAGGCAUCUCCUGGGUCCAGACUACAGUGAAACCUAUUACUUACCUGGAGGAGAGGAAAUUACCAGAAACCUUCAGAACAUGGAACACUGUUACUAUGAAGGACACAUCCUAAAUGAAAAGAAUUCUGUCGCCACCAUUAGUACCUGUGAUGGACUGAGAGGAUACUUCACACAUCAUGAUCAAAGAUACCUGAUAAAGCCUCUGAAAAACACAGACCAGAAAGACCAUGCUGUCUUUAUACAUAACCAGCAGGAACUAGGCCCAACAAAUCACACGUGUGGUGUGAGAAAUGUUGGCAGGAAACAAGGCCUUGUUCGAACCUCUAGGUCACUCCAAAGCCCGGAGCAGGAAGACUUUCUCCAGGCACAGAAAUACAUUGACCUCUUUUUGGUUCUGGAUAAUGCUUUUUACAAGAUAUAUAAGGAGAAUCAAACUCUGAUAAGAAGCUUUGUGUUUGAUGUGAUAAACCUACUCAAUGUGAUCUAUAAAACCAUAGAUGUUCGAGUGGCCUUGGUAGGUAUGGAAAUCUGGUCUGAUGGUGAUAAGAUAAAGGUAGAACCCAACACAGGUACCACCUUUAACAACUUCCUGAGCUGGCACCGUUCUAAACUGUGGAAAAAGAAGGUGCAUGACCAUGCCCAGCUCCUCAGUGGAGUUGGCUUCAGCAAUGGAAAUGCAGGCCUGGCAGCACUGAAUUCUUUGUGCACCCCAUCUUCGGUUGCUGUUAUUGAGGCUAAGAAAAAGAAUAAAGUGGCUCUUGUAGGAGUGAUGUCACAUGAGUUGGGCCACGCCCUUGGUAUGGCUGAUGUUCCAUAUGACACCAAAUGUCCUUCUGGCAGUUGUGUGAUGAAUCAAUAUCUGAGUUCAAAGUUUCCAAAGGAUUUCAGCACAUCCUGUCGCUCACGCUUUCAAAGAUACCUUUCAUCUUACAAACCAAAGUGCCUGCUGCGAGCACCUACUCCUGAAAAUAUAAUAACAAAACCGGUGUGUGGGAACCAGCUUCGGGAAGUGGGAGAAGACUGUGACUGUGGUUCUCCUAAGGAAUGCACCAAUCUUUGCUGUGAGGCCAUGACCUGUAAACUGAAACCUGGACCUGACUGCGAAGAAAACACUUUGAACCAAAUCAUAAAGUGAAUCAAAACGCUCACAACAUUGAUAUGCUCCCUUGGCAGAACAAGACUCAAGACCUCUAACCAAGACAAGAACCUUGUAUAUUUUUCACCUUUAUAUUUCAAUAUAUUUACUUGUUACUUGUCAUUCUACUUUCUCUGUAUUAUAUACCACUCCAGCCAGCAGGUAAACAGAUGUACUUAGAGAAUUUGCCUAUUUAUUUAGGCCUGAUCUCAAAUAUAUUUUCAAGGAUGAUGGAAGCUGUGGCUUAGCUCUGCUAUUUGGAGAACAAAAGAAAUUAGCCUUUGACAAAGUAUCUCAAAAUGUACUGUUGACUUCUUCAGAGUCAAUCCAGAAUUGUAAAAUUACAAGUGACUUGUACUUUAACCCCUUUUUUAUUUUACUGGUUUAGCCUAGGAUUAAAAUAAGACCACUUGCUGAGUGAAGGCUUGGGCUGCAGAA
Molecule: messenger RNA, 1911 nt
Organism: Galeopterus variegatus (Sunda flying lemur)
Lineage: Eukaryota; Metazoa; Chordata; Mammalia; Dermoptera; Cynocephalidae
Gene: ADAMDEC1
Product: ADAM-like, decysin 1
Exons: 14
Coding region: 61-1473 (470 amino acids)
Biological process (GO): proteolysis
Molecular function (GO): metalloendopeptidase activity
Source: RefSeq, a predicted model, not a curated record